This is a messenger RNA of Bursaphelenchus xylophilus (pine wood nematode), 593 nucleotides long. Lineage: Eukaryota; Metazoa; Nematoda; Chromadorea; Rhabditida; Aphelenchoididae. The record is from the annotation of a GenBank genome assembly.
AUGGAUGUGUCCAUGGAGGCCGGCCCAUCGCGCUCUGACGCAAAAACUGAUUCUCCACCUAUUGAUGUGUCUCCAGAAAAAGUAAGAUUUCUCUUUGGUUCUUGUGUUUAGGGAUAAAUCGAUGUUCGGUGUUGUGUGAGACAUCCUAGCGGACGUUAUGAAGAAGAAAUCUGGAGAUUUGACAAAAGCAAAAGGGCACUUGUCAAUAGAUUAUUGCAUAAUUUGGUAGGAACUGAUGGAGAAACGCAAGAAAGGGGUGGAGAGGGAGCGUGAAAAGCUGGAUCAGAGGAAGCAAAUGAAGAUAAGAUGCAGAGACAUCGUUUUGAAUACAAUGGAUGAGUCCAUGGAGGCCGGCCCAUCGCGCUCUGACACAAAAACUGAUUCUUUACCUAUUGAUGUGUCUCCAGAAAAAGUAAGAUUUCUCUUUGGUCCUUGUGUUUAGGGAUAAAUCGAUGUUCGGUGUUGUGUGAGACAUCCUAGCGGACGUUAUGAAGAAGAAAUCUGGAAAUUUGACAAUAGCAAAAGGGCACUUGUUAAUAGAUUUUUGCAUCAUUUUGCAGGAACUGAUGGAGAAACGCGAAGAGAAGGCGUGA